Morchella importuna is the source of this 1170-nucleotide messenger RNA. RefSeq lists its product as uncharacterized. The coding region runs from base 1 to 1170 and encodes 389 amino acids. NCBI's taxonomy places the organism in Eukaryota, Fungi, Ascomycota, Pezizomycetes, Pezizales, Morchellaceae. The record is from RefSeq and is a predicted model, not a curated record. The transcript has 8 exons.
AUGAUUGAGCUUCUCAAGGAACAUUUGGGACCCCAACUCAGGAAGUAUAAGGAAACCUCGGACCAAGCAUUGAAGCAAAAUUUCGACUUGGCGGAGUUUUUCACCGACUACAAGGAGAGAUGUCUAGCCGAAAGCAAGGGCAGCUGUUGUGGGGACACACUCUUGGACCAAACCUAUAAAGACGACAUUCUGGUUGCUCGUAUGAACACUGAAAGAAUUAUCUCUUGUCUUCAGGAAUACGCUGUCUCCCUCAACCAACAAAGUCCUGACUUCCAUCAUAACCACAUAUCCGUUGCCGACCAAAUGGAUGUCCCACAUAACUCGGAAAACACGUCAGUUUUAGCAAACACCGAAACCACCUUCAACCUUCUUCAGUCUGUCUCCGCCGAUGUCAAUGGUUUGCUUUCAACAUUCAAAGCAACAAAUGACGCCAUCAUUGGGAACUCAGUCCUCAUCGGCGACAUUCUCAAACGUACUACUGAUUUGAAGUCUGAACUCGCGGAACACGACGCAACCCUUCAAAAAACCCACGAUGAAGCAAAGCUGAGUCGGAUGAUUGCGGCAGAAUGUCGUGAUCAUGUUAGAGAACCUGUUGCUUUUGAAUCGUUGGAGUAUCGUGUUGCGCCGCCAGCAGAAACACACACAGGCAUUCUGCGAAUUACUGCCCUUUUGACGACCUCUCUUGAUCGAUUCUCUGGUCGCAUUGAUGCCCUCACUGCGGCGCUUGAAGCCCAACAAGCAAAGCCCCAAGCCACGCAAAGUCCCACCGUUUCUCUCGGUGGUCUGUCUCCGUGCCCUGGAGGCGAGUUCCAUGAUAACAUGCACUCGUUGGCUACCACCUGUAUCGCGAUGUCUGAUCGUCUAUUCUCAUUGGAAACCCAAAUGCUCUUGAUCAAGGAUAUGGUUGCUCACAAGGCUCCGCCAAAUGCCAAUGGGGCACCCACGUCUGUCAACCCGGUGAAUGCCGUGAAUAUCUCUUCGCACCGCGACGAAAUGGGCUCCAAUGUCCCCCAUUCUACGCCUACCUGUAGCAGACCCCACACUCCUUCCGCUACGGCCCAUGAGCCCACCCACCUCCGUCAUGCGGUGGCAACCCCUGCAGAUCUCGACGCCGUUUUGCAGAAUUUUUCUCAAUGUGAUAUCCAACUUGAGGAAGAAGGCGCCAUGUGA